Messenger RNA from Ailuropoda melanoleuca (giant panda), 3639 nucleotides. It is a transcript of the gene CD48, whose product is annotated as CD48 molecule. Lineage: Eukaryota; Metazoa; Chordata; Mammalia; Carnivora; Ursidae. Gene Ontology annotation, cellular component: membrane. The record is from RefSeq and is a predicted model, not a curated record. The transcript has 4 exons. Bases 137 to 859 code for a protein of 240 amino acids.
CCACCCAUGAACUGCUGAGUGUCGAAAAGGUCAACAACUCUUUCUCUAACCUUGGGCCAUGAUUUCAAGGGCUCUGGAGCCCUCGCUCUCUCUCUAGCCUGGUUCUGGCCUGUCUCCAGCGUUCCUGGGAAGUAACAUGUGCUUCCAAAGGUGGUGUCUGGCUCUGGAACUUCUAUUGCUGCUUCAUUUGCUCCUGGCAACCGGCAUUCAAGGUCGUUCGGAAUAUCAGGUGACCGCCAUCUCUGGCAGCAACGUGAGUCUGCAAAUCUCCAAUUUGUCUACCAACUACGAACAACUCACCUGGCUUUACAGUGCCCAUCAGAAGAUUCUAGAAUGGGAGUUCAACAAGACUAACUUAUUCAAGUCUAAGUUUAAGAACAGGGUCAGUCUCAAUGGAAACCAAGCACUGUCCAUCUUUAAUGUCCAGAAAGAGGACAGCAGCACCUACAUCCUCAGGGUGUUGAAGGAGUCUGGGAAAGAGGAGGAGUGGCAUAUCUCACUGGAGGUGUUUGAUCCUGUACCUCAACCUAACAUAGAAAUCCAGAAGAAACAGGAAGUGAACAAUAUCUGUCAUCUGCAGCUGUCAUGUAAGAUCCCGGACCAGUCCAUAACCUACACCUGGUACGGGAACUCAAGAGCCUUAGCAGCAGGGCCCCAGAGUUUUAUACUUGAAAUCACCGUUAAUUCAGAAAACCACUCCACGUCUUACACCUGCGAAGUCAGCAAUCCCGUGAGCAGCAAGAAUGACACUGUCUAUUUCACCUUACCUUGUCAACUAGCCAGAUCCUCUGGAGUAGCUUGGAUUGCAACAUGGCUAAUGGUCAUGGUGCCCAUUGUUCUUGGCCUCCUAUGGACCUGAGACAAGCUCUUCUAACUCAAGAGUGAAACUUCAAGACAGCUGGGACUUGCCUUCAUCAGCAACCAUGCUGCUAAUCAAGACAGGAUCACUGUCUACACGGGAUGGUAGAAAGCGUGCUGUUGAAGGGCCUACGAGGAUUUUCAAAUUAACUUUUUUUAAAACUACAGUUAAUAUUUUAUUUUAAAUCUCCUUGUUCUUUUCCAACACACAUACAUAGACACACAUAGGCCCUUGUUCUUAUUCGCCACCUGCACUGGUCUCCCCCUGUGCUCGAGCUGAGCCAGCUCUGGCCCAAUCUCUUUCUCUGUUCUGUCCCCUCCCUGACCCCAGCCUCCAGUCUCCCUCCUCUCCUCCACCAUCUUCUCCCUUUCCAAAUUCUGUCACCACAUUUUCUAUUCGCAUCAUCUUCCCAUCUCAUUUUUCCAUUCUUCUGGUCCCAUCUCACCCUGUGGAUCAUUUCUUCCAUUACUUCUGCUCUUCACCCAGCCAUUUCUGCCUCUGAUGUCUCACCUGCCCACGAGGGUCUGCACAGGCCUUGAUAGGCAAUGCCUUGGUUGGUUUCUUCCCACCAAAAGAUGUGUUCACACUAUGCAAUGUUUUCUUGUUUAAAUAAAUGAUGUGACCAUCAAUGUCAAACUGUCAGACAAUGCCUGCUCCAUUGGCCCGGACAAACUGGAUACAAAGGGGAAGAGCCUGGGACCAUAGGUUACUACGUGUUGGUGUGUCUGACGAUUUAAUUUGUGUUAUCUUUGACUUUUGCUGCCACAUCCAUGCCAAAUCUCCAGGGGUUCCAGCUCCCCUUCCCCAAGUCCUGGCCUCCUCCCUGAGGAGCGUGCUCUUUAGGUUUCCUGGGAAUAUGGGGUCAGGCUUACCCCUCAGGAGUGAGCAUGCAGCUUUGCCACAUAAAAAGAGUCCCUCCCAAGGCUUUCCUGGGGAGCCAAGCACCCCUACUGCCUUUAUGGGCAACUCUUCAAGUCCUACCUGUGUCACAGGAUCUAAUAAACCAUCAAAUGGACAAAAUGUUCUGGCUAAGGUCUUCCAUUAUAGGAAGGUAGGAGCCCCCAGGCCCAGCCCUGACAGAACACCUGGGGUCUCUGCUGUGUGUUCCUCUCCUCCAAGGCUUUCAUGGGCCUGGAGUUGAGAGGGCCACUCAAGGAUGUGUUCCCCCUUCAGGGAACUGUCCCACCACAGAUCACUAUUCCUCUACAUGACCAGCCUUCCCUGCCAUCCAGCCCUUCUCUGUGCCAGAACAUGCUGUGUGCUCACCAAACUCUCUCAUUUUCCUCCUGGGCCGUCCUGGUCAAUUUUAUGCAUCAACUUGACUGGGCGCAGAGGUGACCAGAUGUUUGGUCCAACAUUAUUAUGUGUGCGUCUGGGACAGUUUUCUGGACAAGAUUAACAUUUGAAUCAGUAGCCUGAGUAAAGCAGAUUAUCCUCCCUAAUGUGUGUGGGUCUCAUUCAAUCAGGUGAGGGUGUGAAUAAGCUCACCCUCCCGCAAGUAUGGAGGAAUUCCUUCUGCCUGACUGCUUUUGACCUGGGACAUUUGGAUUUUUUCCAGCCUUCAGAUGCCAUCAGCAGUCCUGGGUCUCCAGUCUGAUGACUCAGACCUUGGGACUUGUCAGCCUCCAUAAUUGCAUGAGCCAAUGCCUUAUAAUAAAUCUGUGUGUGUGUGUGUGUGUGUGUGUGUGUGUGUGUGUGUCUCUUAUUCAUCUGUUUCUCUGGAGGACCCUGACUAAUACAUGGGCCAAUAGAAAAGCUACCUUUCUCAGCUCCUUUUCUAUGUAGUUGGGGCCAUGUGACUGGUUUUAGCCAAUAGAAAAUGGAUGGAAUUGAUGUGACAGGAAGUGAGGGACUCUGAGAAGUGGAGCCACGUCAUGCAAGGGGCUUGGGUCCAAGUCAUCGCAUGGAAGGUGGCUGGCUGGUCUACACUGAACAAGCAUAAGAAAGCUUGGUUUUUGUUUGUUACCACGAGAUAGCCUGGACUCCCUAAGGCUCGCACCAUCCCCUUCAGUCCUGCCUGUGGUUCUAUCCCAGCCUCACCUCUGAUGGGCUCGCACCUUCCAAUGGGACUGUCUAGGUCUCUUUUCUAUAUGCAGUGUCCUUCCCUUUUCCCUCACUUUUUUCAUGGCAGAAGAGGUUUUCUUGAAGGGACAUCCUCACACACACACACACAUACAUGCAAAUGGAAUCAAAGAACAUUUCUGGGGGAAAGGAAUAAGAGGAAAGAAAUGUCACUUUAUAUCAAAAAUUAAAGUAGUCCUUGGCAGCUAAGGAACAGGCACACCUCUCCAGGCAUCAUGUUUCGAUUGGAUCUAGUUACUUGGAGACGAGAGGCAAAUACCGCCUUUGACAGCCCAGGUCACUGGCACCAACUGUUCCCUGCCUCUUUCCCUCAUGGCAGUGCCAGAUACCUAAUUUGUUGGACUUAGUGCAGAAUGAAAAUGUGGGGCCCCUUUUGCAAAAAGCAGGAAAAAAGUGCCAUUCAAUGUACUAAAAUAUAAAGUUUUUUCCUUCAUUCUGUAGCCUUUCUGUACUUGGGAUGAUUUUUUAAAUUGUUAUGUAAUGUUCUAAGUAAAGUAAUUUAAAAUUUAAAUUAUUUUUACGAACGUUAUUUUUAUAUUGUACAAUGUUAGUUUUGAAUGAAAUAUGAGAAUAUUUAAUUUGUAUGUGAAAUCAUCAAAAUGACUCGAUUCAUAUUUUGUAGCUUGUCCAUACAUAUGCAUUUUGUUUUUUCUGGAACAGUAGAAAUCAUGUAAUAAACUAACUUCACUUUUUAUUUU